AUGAGUGAACCAAAAACGGAAACGUUAGCGGCCCCAGAGGCAUCACCUCAACCAGAAGUCAGAGCAAUAGACGAUGAUGUGGCCUCGAUACCCUCCUGGCGAAAAUGGGUCAUUCUCUUUGUCGUCUGCUGGAUGCCUCUGCCCAUGACUUUCUGGAGCACGGCCAUCAUGCCUGCCACCAUCGAAGUGGCCUCGGACCUGAACAUACCCAUGACCACUAUCACAACAGUCAACGCUGGAGUUUUCGUCGCACAAGCUCUGUCAGGACUAAUUUGGUUACCGAUCAGCACUAUCAUCGGUCGAAAAUCUGCGUAUCUUGCUGCAAAUGCUGUGCUUUGUCUCUGUGCAAUUGGUUGCGCUGUGGUUCCGAACCUAGCUGGAUUUGCAUCCCUUUGGAUUCUUGGUGGGACUGCAGGGCCAUUCUUUCUGGUAGCGGGACAAACUAUCCUUGCUGACAUCUUUGAUCCUACUGUUCGUGGGACAGCUGUGGGUUUCUUUCUAGGAAGUUGUGUUUCUGCCAACACGAUUGCUCCUCUCCUCGGUAGUGUAAUUGCUACAUAUACUAGCUGGAGGGUCAUAUACGGCGUGGAAGCGGGCAUGUCUCUCUUCGGUCUUAUUCUUUCCGUGUUGUUCAUCCCUCGAGCAAGUGAAGUUGAGAAUCCAAAACUCGCCGAGCCACGUCCUCGAACAAGGAGAGAAAUUGUCCAAACAUUCAACCCUAUGCACGUGCUUUGUCAAUACUCAUACCCCAAGGUCAUCAUCGCAAAUAUCGCUUGCGGUCUCUUGGGUUUCAACCAAUAUGGUCUUCUUAGUUCUGUCCGCCGCGUCAUCAACCCUCGCUUUAAGCUCGACUCCCCUCUUUCCAGCGGUUUAUUCUAUCUUGCCCCAGGUGCAGGCUUUCUUGUUGGAAGUACAGUGGGUGGUAAGAUUUCUGAUAUUGUCGUCAAACGAUAUAUACGCAAGCGAAACGGAGAAAGGUGUCCCGAAGAUCGACUGAACAGCAGCUUGCCCAGUAUUCUCAUCAUAUUACCUCUCGGUACUCUGCUUUACGGAUGGAGUGUUCAGACUAGAAUAGGUGGCAUGGCGUUACCGAUUGUCAGUUCAUUCAUUGAAGGAUUUGGACUUAUGGCGUCGUUCAGUGGAUUGAAUACAUUUGCUGCUGGUAAGUUGAAAUCUAUGUGCUUUGUUGUUCUUGCUGACACUUUUACAGAAGUACGUCCUGCACAUAGAACUGCUGUGAUCACGGGCAAAUAUGUCAUUCAGUACAGCUUUGGUGCCAUAAGUGUUGGCGGAGUAGUUCCCAUGAUUGAUGGUAUUGGGGUAGGAUGGGCGUUUACUGUCACCACAAGUCUAUCCCUCGUUGCGGGCGUUUUUGUCUUAUUAAUUGCAAGAUUCAGUAGAACUUGGAAACAGUAG
Molecule: messenger RNA, 1416 nt
Organism: Fusarium venenatum
Lineage: Eukaryota; Fungi; Ascomycota; Sordariomycetes; Hypocreales; Nectriaceae
Source: RefSeq, a predicted model, not a curated record